AGCUGGAACAAAGGAUCACAAAGGAGUACCAUAACUUUUGCGCUAGCGAUCGAGCGACAAUUAGGGGACGAAAAUUCACAAAAGCUACGGGAUGGACAAGAGAAUAUUAAGCCUUUGGCUGAUUGUUGCAGUGGUUUUAAUUUUUUCGACAUGGACGUGCGAGGCUAAGGGCAAACACCACCACCAUCACCACCUCAAAAACUAUCUUCGACAUAAAGUGGCAAAACACGAAACUGAGAAAAAGGUGAAAGAGAAAGAAGACAAACAGGAAGAUAAGCCGGACGAUUCCAGCGGGAGUGGAGUGGGAAAAGAUAGUGCAAUUGACAGCGAAGAGGAAGAAAAAGAAGAUGAAGAAACCAGAGAAGAAAACUUAAAAGACGAAGAAGAAAACAAAGAGAAGGACGGUGAAUCAGACAAGCGAUCAAAGAAGAAACUUCACGAUGAGGUUGAAGCUGAUAAAGGAUCUCUCAGAGAGCUUCUAGACUCCAGUAUAGAAAAUCUUGCCAAGGCUGGAAAAGCAAUUCAAGCCAUUUUAGACGCCACGGGAAAAAAUAAAGUCAGCCAAACUUGUCCUGGAGCAUGCCCGGAUGUCUGUGCACCCGGAUGUAUCUCAACCUGUUGCAGUCCUCCUGUUGACCCUAUGGCUCAAGCCACGGGUCAAGUCCCGUACCCUUCCCCAUACCAACCUGAUCCUUAUCAAUAUGCGGCUCAGCAACAGUACAGCCAGUACCCUCAGGUACCGCAGGUUCCCCAGGCUCAGGCCGCCCAGGCAAUCCCAGCUCCUCAAGCCCCCCAGUACCCUCCACAGCCUGCAGCCCAACAAUGUCCUCAGCAGUGUUCAGUAGUCCCUUGUCCCAGUGCUUGCCCAUCUUCCUGUUGCAGUGCGCAACCACAGUACCCUCAACCUGCACAACCUGCGUUGAGCGCGCCAAAUUUUCUAGUCUUACCUCCGGCCAAGCCCUCAAAACCAAACAACACCAAGCCGACCCAGCCUUCCAGCUGCGCCUCGCCAUGCUCGCAAGCUUGUGCACCCUCCUGCCUGCCAAGCUGCUGUUCUGCUCCAAUGGGCAUGGGUAUGGGCAUGCCCAUGGCAAUGCCAUACCCCCAACAGCCGCCAGUGAUGCCUCCAAUGCCACCAAUGCCUCAGGUGCAACAACAAGCAUGUCCACAAACCUGCCAGCCCGCUGUACCCGGCGGAUGUGCACCGCAGGCUCAAUGCCCACAACGCUGCUGUCCAAACGGACGCAGAUGAAGGCAACUUAAAUCGAACAGUAUUGACACACAGGAUUACAACACCUAAGAACCUAAAAGGUAUAAACCUGAUUUUCUGAAGGAGUAAAAACCUCAGGUUUUAGUGCGGUAUUGUAAUAAAACGAAAGCGUGUGUUGUCAUAGCUAUGGUUACGUGAGCUUAACUUCAACUAUUAUUAACUUAACUUAAAGCAACUCUAUAAGGUUGCUGAACUAUGCAAACCUGUUUUGUUAUAAACUGUGUUACAUGAUAUUGCCGCGUAUUAUAAAGCAAGCUUUCUUAAGAUAAUUCUUAAGAGCUAGGUAUAAAUCAAUUCUAUUAGACAGAAGCCCCCAAUUUCACGGUGUCUUGUUAUAAGCUUAAUUAACUUUGAAUAAUGUCUUAAUUAACUUUGAGUAAUGCCUUUUAUCUUCUUUCAAGAAAUGGGUGACACGAGUAACCGCCCAGUCAUAACAAUGGGUGUAAAUGUUUCAAAAUGCUGUUCGGGGAGUGUUUAAGGUUCUUUUCCUUUUUUUUCAAACUUGGUAUCAUAACCAAUUUUUUUUUUUUUACGUUAUUUCUUUGUGUUUCGUGUUUUCUUAUCAGCAUAGAAAGCCCUCUGAUUUAAGAAUGUCGAAUAAAAGUUUAUUUAGCGGUCAGACCUGGCAUAACUUUUAAGAAUGCAAACGAGUCAUUUAGCGGUGAGCACAUUCCUAGCACUAUUGUCGUCAACGAACGUAACCAGUUUGGACACUUUGUGAUGUUUUACAUAGAGUAAACAAUGACGUGAACAAGAUAUUGGCGAUCCGGGAAGGUAAAUAGCAGCUUUGAGGUUGGUUAAAGAGUGGCUGUCCUUUGAGCUCCAGAAAAUAAUCCAAGCUGUCCAAACUGGUCUCGGUCAUUUGUUAGGGCUUCUUGCCAAACAUAGCAGCAAAUAGUUAUUCUACAUGGCAAAGCUUUAACAAGUGAUGUAUUGGCUGCUGUCAGCAGCAAAGUCUACAGCAAGUGACGUGAUUCUAAAUAGAAAUCGUGAGAACCGUUAUAAUGGCAAUAGUUAAUUAAAUCAUUUAACUUGUGUAAA
Messenger RNA from Orbicella faveolata, 2311 nucleotides. RefSeq lists its product as uncharacterized. Lineage: Eukaryota; Metazoa; Cnidaria; Anthozoa; Scleractinia; Merulinidae. The record is from RefSeq and is a predicted model, not a curated record.